Paramacrobiotus metropolitanus is the source of this 2159-nucleotide messenger RNA. RefSeq lists its product as uncharacterized. The record is from RefSeq and is a predicted model, not a curated record. The coding region runs from base 203 to 1942 and encodes 579 amino acids. Lineage: Eukaryota; Metazoa; Tardigrada; Eutardigrada; Parachela; Macrobiotidae. The transcript is spliced from 4 exons.
UGCCGCACAGUAUGUAUAUAAUCAGCAGCCGGCGAUUGCGAGCGUCAGGCAUGGGCUUCUAGUUGACAGUGGCUUGACAGUACACAGUAAGCUGAAUUCAGCAAUCGCAAAGUACUGUUAUUCCGUGCCAGUGGUUAGUAAUGGUUGCAGCAUAACUUCAUAAGCAGUCAAAUAAACCCUAUUUUUGGCAUUUAAUUCGACGAUGUUCACCAAGAGAAUCCGAUCUUUUAAUUGUUCAGACGCGUUGCCAUCCUGUGAGAUUUAUCCCGGUCCCGACAUCUACCAGUGGAACGCGGUGGAUGUGCAGAAUGCUAACGGGCUGCUCGAGCGUGGUCUCGUCAUCAAUACCGCUAAUCACGGCCUGAUCGUGGAUUUCGGCGUGCCCGGGCGACGCUCGGAGCGUGUUCCGUUCAAAAGGGCGCUGUACUGUCGCACCUCGCCAGAACACGAUUUCGCUCCCAUUCAAGACUGGGACGCAGAGCACAGCGCGGCGCUGGGCUUUCAUGUCCUCGCUCGGAUGGCUGCCGACCGCCCGUGGACGUGGUACCCUGCGGUGUGCCUCGUACGUCGGUUCCUGUGGAACAAACACGCCUAUGUCCGCAUCCAACUGGGUGAGAGCGCCGUCACCAUGUUCCUCAGCGCUCUCGUGGUGCGUGUCGCGCGCAGUGACUGGAGGGGGUCCGCAGUCGGUGCAGGUGAUUUCGUCUCCCAGACCAGCGCCCUGCCGGGUGAAUAUCGAGCUGGACAGCUGGUGGAGCCGGCAUUGUGGAGCUUGUGGGUGGAAACGAUGGUAUCGCAGCAUGACGCGUAUCCCGUCUGCGCCAUGAAUGGAAGGCUGGUGUAUCUCCAGAAGGGGUGCAAUAACGCGAAGCCGGCAAGAGCAUCUGGUAAUCCUUACCUAUCGCCCGGAUCCAAUACUGCGAAACUGUCAGCAAUAUCACAGGACGAGUUGGAUCGGAUGAACGGAAGGGCCAAAGCGUGUUUGGCACGGCGCCUGCAGGCCGGUUGGAACUACACCGAAGGCCGCUGGAAAAGGGCGGCGCCCAAAAUUCAAUCCGAUAUUAAUGCUGAACUGGCACACCAGUCUCCUGAAAUGGGAGCAUUAUUAUCACUGGAGCUACAGCGCGAGGUUCUCUCCUGCUUUGCUGCGAAUGAGGGACCGUUCUUCCGUCGUGUUGGUCCCGUGUGGAACGCGAUCUUCCAGCAGGAUGACACCAACCAACACCUGAUUCUUAACUGCGACAACGCCGGCACUGCAACCGGCUCAGUGGGCAUGUGCAUCAUCCGGCAGUUAACCGCUGCCACCAGGAUGAUCAUCCUUGCCAAUGUCAAACAGCGCUGGAUGUUUCAGGAAUUUACUGACUGUAUGCGUCUGAUCAGCUACGUUUAUAAGCAGCGCGGCAACCGUUUACGAAAGUUGCAGGUAGUGGCCAGCGGCUGUCGUUGGGACUUCGGUAAUCACCGUUUUCUCACGGAGGUGCACAUGCUGGCCAGGACGUGUGUCACCGGUGCCGCCGCCGUGGAGUGCAUCGUGUGGCACAACUGCCGCUUUCGUGGUAUUGGCGACCAACAGUACGAUUGUAUCGUAGUGCGCGACGUCAUCGCUGUCCACGACUCGCUUUUGGGGAUGCAAACGGAAUUAUAUGCACUGGUGGAACGGAAUUUAUUUUGGAAGCCAGAGUGGAUUCCGCUUAAUGUCUUCGGCCUGAUGCAGUGGAUUGCAAACGAAGCGCGAACUGAUGCGAUAUCAUUCACCAGCGCCAAAAUCAAAGGGAUCUUAGGGACCUACCAGUGCGCGGAUCCUCGUCCGGCGAAUCAGUACCGUAGGAAGCCGGACUGGACAGUCGAAGACCUGUGUCAGUUAGAUAUGACGACGUUGUCCACAUUGACGCUGUGGGUACUGAACUUGGCCAUGCUGUACCGAGCGAAGGGGAAUCGGUGACCAUUUCAUCUGCACUCGUUGUGGGAUACGCGGAACUACUACUUUGGUGCAAGAACAAAGCUACAAGCAGCAAUAUAAAGUCGAAAUCCAUAAAUAUGGGACUAUGUCCUUUCCAAUCAGUUAUAGUGCUGUCCGUAGUGUUGUGCUAGUUGCCAGGGGCUUAGGGAGGUAUGGGGCCAAGGGGCCGUGGCCCCCCCAAAAGGCCAGGCAGUGUGUU